Symbiodinium sp. CCMP2592 is the source of this 300-nucleotide messenger RNA. Lineage: Eukaryota; Dinophyceae; Suessiales; Symbiodiniaceae. The record is from the annotation of a GenBank genome assembly.
AUGCGAAGUGUGUACAACAUGGAAGAUGGUCGUGAUCUUACUCUCGUCGGUGAAGGACGCGUAGAUUCGACUGCUCGUUUUAAGCUGUCGUUGAAGUUCCCCAAGGGGGCCGUGAGAACAGCACAGGCUGUGGCUUCUGCAACUGCGAGAAGGCCGAGGUACAUGGACAGGACGGCAUCCAAUCACCCGACCUUGCAGAAGACGGAGCCUAGACGGCAACCAAGGCUGACACCGGCAAGUCCGCAAGCGAUGGUGCUGCCUGUUCCUUUGCAACUCCGAGUCUCCCUCCAAGAAGCCUGA